Cyclocybe aegerita is the source of this 420-nucleotide messenger RNA. The record is from the annotation of a GenBank genome assembly. Lineage: Eukaryota; Fungi; Basidiomycota; Agaricomycetes; Agaricales; Hemipholiotaceae.
AUGGAUAUGGAGACCGAAAGCUGGAUGGGUGUGACUGGCUUGGUGGAGGUGCUACCUGGGGCUGGGGAUAUGCCUGGAGCUGGUAUGAUGAAUACAUAUUUGUCCGCGCGAGAGGAGAGGUACUUUGGCGAGGGGGAGCGACAGGCUGCGUUCCCGGAUGGAGGCUCGUCGGAUAUCGCCGCGAUCCCGGCAGAUCUCACCCGAUCCACUGGCUUGGCGGGCCCGCCAACUUUCCGGGUCGCCAACGCACAGAUCUCUCAGUGCGACCUCCACGCCCCCUCCAGCGCGUCUUCUGGCCCAAGCUUGAAGGACUGGCGUCAUUUGUUCCUCCAAGCUUCCCCACUCAUCACGCACACAGGAAACACAUCUCAACAGGAACCCACCUGCUUCCCUCAAUUCCCUGGAACAGAGGUUAUCUGA